Molecule: messenger RNA, 688 nt
Organism: Acaulospora colombiana
Lineage: Eukaryota; Fungi; Glomeromycota; Glomeromycetes; Diversisporales; Acaulosporaceae
Source: the annotation of a GenBank genome assembly
GAAGCAAGAUGGGUUUUCGCUGAGGAAUUUGUCCGACACCUUGAUCAAUACAAAUCCAUGUUUGACCUUCCGGACUACGCUGGAAACCUCAAUAGCGUGUACAACCAGUUCACCAGCCUCCUUGGAAGUAUCCGAGAUGAAGCAAAUGAGGAGUCAGAAGAGGAAGGCCUUGAUGAUGCUGUCACAAAAACUAGGGCGUAGGCUGCGUGUGUGUCAUGAUGUCAAAGACUUGCGGGGUUAUUAUCAACUUGUCAAUGAGAUUGGUGGGGAUGGGAUGUCCGAUGAGGAGACGGAUCCUGAAGAUAUGAAGGUGCUUCCCAGAAAGCGAUGUGGCGUCAUUGUCCGAGAACCCCGCUAUCGAUCCGCGAAAUACCGGGCGUUUAUGCGUCUGCUGGAUUCAAUACAAAAAGUACAAGAUGAAUCCACUUUGAUCAAACCCAUUAAGACCACAGGCGCUUCAACCCGCACCAAGGACUGUAACCAACAUGCUCGUCGUAUCACUCCGACAGGCUUACCAAAGCUGCUCUACUCGGAUGAAUUCAUCAAGGAGGUUGAGGAAUCCACAGGCUUUGACCUAAAGUAUACAGACAGAUGGAGCAAACUCGAAUUUCCCCCCAAGCUACCCCACGCACUCCUAAAAAACUUGAAGAUAACCGAGGAUGAGCUUAAAAGAAUGUUUGAUUGCUAA